AUGGUGGCGUACUGGCGACAGGCGGGGCUCAGUUACAUCCGGUAUUCCCAGAUCUGCGCCCAGGUUGUUAGAGCGGCAAUGAAGCCUCAGUACAAAGCAGAAGCAGAGAGGGCGGCAAUGGCCACUGUGAAAACUGUGAAACCCAAGAAGGACUAA
Molecule: messenger RNA, 156 nt
Organism: Phaethon lepturus (White-tailed tropicbird)
Lineage: Eukaryota; Metazoa; Chordata; Aves; Phaethontiformes; Phaethontidae
Gene: ATP5F1E
Product: ATP synthase, H+ transporting, mitochondrial F1 complex, epsilon subunit
Exons: 2
Coding region: 1-156 (51 amino acids)
Biological process (GO): proton motive force-driven mitochondrial ATP synthesis
Cellular component (GO): mitochondrial inner membrane
Molecular function (GO): proton-transporting ATP synthase activity, rotational mechanism
Source: RefSeq, a predicted model, not a curated record